AUGAUUAUUGAUUUAGCAACAACAGCAACAACAAAUGAUAUAUUAAAACUUAUUCAAGGUGAUUCAAAUAUUGAACUUGUUUACACACGCACUGAACAUUCUGGAACAUUAAUACUUGUUGUUGGUACAAUUGUACGAAAAAGAUUUCAAGUAACAACUUUAAAACGAUCAAUUAUUCGUCAUGAUGUUCCAGAUGAAAAAAUUUGGAUUGAAUUAGAACUCAUACUUCGUAGUCAUUUUGCUGGACAUAUAAUAACAACAGUUCUUGAGCGGCAAUUAGCCUCGAAUUUGGGUUUACCUGAAUCAUCUAUAGAAAUGUUUGAAUUAGAUAAUCGAUGGUUAAGAUGUAUGAAAUAUCAACCAGAAUCCAUGAUAUUAUUUACUGCAAUUUUUAAUGAUCAAAAAGGCUUUGAUACAUUCUAUACACAUGUGAAAUGUUCAACACGUUAUAAAAAUCUUAGUCAAUUCUUACUUGAUUAUCGUUAUUUAAUUUCAUCGAUAAAUAAAAAUGAAUUACUUCAUUUCUAUAAAGAAUUUAUUAUCAAUAGUCAUCAAACUCAAUAA
Rotaria sordida is the source of this 564-nucleotide messenger RNA. NCBI's taxonomy places the organism in Eukaryota, Metazoa, Rotifera, Eurotatoria, Philodinida, Philodinidae. The record is from the annotation of a GenBank genome assembly.